Molecule: messenger RNA, 2408 nt
Organism: Toxorhynchites rutilus septentrionalis
Lineage: Eukaryota; Metazoa; Arthropoda; Insecta; Diptera; Culicidae
Product: neural-cadherin-like
Exons: 9
Coding region: 100-2223 (707 amino acids)
Biological process (GO): homophilic cell-cell adhesion
Cellular component (GO): cell-cell junction; plasma membrane
Molecular function (GO): calcium ion binding
Source: RefSeq, a predicted model, not a curated record
CCUGCAGCAGGAUUGAAAUACACCGACAGCCAGCGAGUGAUUAUCCUCGUUAAGGACAUCAACGAUGAGCCACCGUAUUUUAUCAACCGGCCGCUCCCCAUGCAAGCCGUGGUGCAGCUGAAUGCCCCUCCAAACACCCCGGUCUUCACACUGCAGGCCCGCGAUCCUGAUACGGACCAUAACAUUCACUACUUCAUCGUUCGUGAUCGAACCGGUGGCCGAUUUGAAGUGGAUGAACGUUCCGGAGUGGUACGAACCCGGGGAACUGAUCUGUUCCAGCUGGACAUGGAGUACGUGCUGUACGUGAAAGCCGAAGAUCAGAACGGUAAGGUGGAUGAUCGGCGCUUCCAGAGCACCCCAGAGGAACGACUGUCGAUCGUGGGUGGCAAACGGGCGCCCCAGUUCUACAUGCCGAGCUACGAGGCGGAGAUCCCGGAAAACCAGAAGAAGGAUUCAGACAUUAUCUCCGUGAAGGCAAAAUCAUUCGCCGAUCGGGAGAUUCGUUAUACGCUGAAGGCUCAGGGACAGGGCGCUGGUACGUUCAAUAUUGGUCCAACGUCGGGCAUCGUUAAGUUAGCGAAAGAGUUGGACUUUGAGGAUCUGCGACAGCCGCAUGUUUAUUCGCUAGUUGUGACCGCAACGGAGGAUUCCGGUGGAUUCUCCACUUCGGUUGAGCUCACGAUCCGUGUCACCGACGUGAACGACAACGCACCCAAGUUCGAACUGCCCGACUACCAAGCCCACAACGUGGACGAAGACAUCCCGCUGGGUACCAGCAUUCUCAAGGUGAAAGCCAUGGAUGCCGACUCGGGAGCGAAUGCGGAAAUUGAAUAUCUGGUUUCGGACGACCACUUUGCCGUCGAUUCGAACGGAAUCAUUGUGAACAACAAGCAGCUGGAUGCGGACAACAACAACGCGUACUACGAGUUCGUGGUGACGGCUAAGGACAAGGGUGAACCGGCCAAGACCGGUACCGCUACCGUGCGCGUGUACACCAAAAACAAGAACGACGAAGAGCCCAAGUUUUCCCAGCAGGUGUACACCCCGAACGUGGACGAGAACGCGGGUCCCAACACACUGGUCACGACGGUGGUGGCUUCCGACAAGGACGGUGACAAUGUGCGGUUCGGGUUCGUCGGGGGCGGCACCAGCAGUGGGCAGUUUGUGAUCGAGGAGAUCACCGGUGUCAUCCGGUUGCACAAUAAAGGAAUCUCGCUCGAUCGGGACAAGUAUGAGCUGAAUGUGACAGCUAUGGAUGAUGGGUCCUGUUGUAUCAAUGGUGAUGCGACAAUUCAUACAUCUACAGCUGUUGUCGUUGUGUUCAUAACCGAUGUCAACGACAACAAGCCCGUGUUCAAAGACUGCGGCACGUACUACCCGAAGGUGGAGGAGGGUGCCCCGAACGGAAGCCCCGUGAUCAAGGUGCAAGCGACCGACGAGGACAAGGGGGUGAAUGGACAGGUUAAAUACUCAAUCGUUCAGCAACCCAAUCAGAAGGGCACCAAGUUCACGGUGGAUGAAGAAACGGGCGAGGUGUCCACCAAUAAAGUGUUCGAUCGAGAGGGUGACGACGGCAAGUUUGUGUCCGUUACCGUCAAAGCUACCGAUCAGGGCGAGCCCAGUCUCGAGGGGGUUUGCUCCUUUACCGUUGAAAUCACCGACGUGAACGACAAUCCUCCGCUCUUCGAUCGACAGAAAUACGUCGAAAAUGUCAAACAAGAUGCCAGCAUCGGAACGAACAUCCUGCGGGUGUCGGCAUCCGAUGAGGACGCCGACAACAACGGGGCGAUUGUGUACACGCUCAGUGCACCCCACAGUCCGAACGAUCUCGAGUAUUUCGAGAUCCAGCCGGAGUCCGGGUGGAUCGUGCUGAAGAAGCCACUAGACCGUGAACGCUACCGCCUUAAAGUGUACGCCUCCGACCGGGGCGAUCCGCCCUCCACCGCCGACGUUGAUGUCGAGCUCGAUGUGGUCGAUCGGAACAAUAAGCCGCCGAUUUGGGAUCGCAGUGUAUAUGGCCCCAUACACAUUAAAGAAAAUGUCACUGUCGGUACAGUAGUUACAUCGAUCAAAGCAAGCGCGAAACGUACAAGCUGGAGGCGAUGGCCCAAGAUAAGGGAUACCCGCCACUGUCACGUACGGUCGAGGUGCAGAUCGACGUCGUCGAUCGGGCGAACAACCCGCCAGUGUGGGACAACACAGUUUAUGGUCCGAUUUACGUGAAGGAAAAUAUGCCGGUCGGUGGAAAAGUCGUUUCCAUUAAAGCCAGCUCCGGCAUCGAGGGAAAUCCCACGGUGUUUUACAGAUUGAUGCCGGGAUCGACGGCGCAGACCAACAAGUUGCACACGUUCUACCUCCAGCAGCGGCCAGACAAUGGCGAUACGUGGGCGGAUAUAAAAGUCAACCAU